AUGUCGACAGACUCUCACCAUCACAAAAACCCAAGCGCUACAACCGCUAUAACAAUCUCACUGCUAUCCUUUAUCCACCUAAUAAUCAUCCUCGCAAUAUCCGUAUAUCUUUAUAGGACAGCUUCUCCUUCGGCAAUACUGAACUGGACCUCCUUCCUUGGAAUUCAGUCCACCGUGCUUGCUAGCAUUCAGUAUAUCCCGCAGAUUUUCACAACAUACAAACUCAAAGCAGUAGGGAGCUUAAGUAUCCCAAUGAUGUGCAUUCAAACACCUGGAUCAUUCGUUUGGGCUCUAUCUUUGGCUACUAGGGAGGGAACAGAUUGGAGCAGCUGGCUGGUAUACUGCGUGACAGGAGUUUUGCAAGGAAGUUUGCUUGUAAUGGCGAUAAUAUUCGAAAGGAAAAGGAAGCAAGAAGAGGCAGAUGCCGCUCUCUUCGUGGACCGUGAGGAUGAAGAUGAUUCAUAUGUUCACGAAGCUGAUAACUCUUGGGGAGGAAGGGCCAGACAUGCAAAUGUCAACGAAAGGACCCGGUUGUUGCCUGACGAAGAUGAGGCGGAUUUGUAG
This is a messenger RNA of Orbilia oligospora ATCC 24927, 564 nucleotides long. RefSeq lists its product as uncharacterized. The transcript has a single exon. Bases 1 to 564 code for a protein of 187 amino acids. The record is from RefSeq and is a predicted model, not a curated record. NCBI's taxonomy places the organism in Eukaryota, Fungi, Ascomycota, Orbiliomycetes, Orbiliales, Orbiliaceae.